Molecule: messenger RNA, 2977 nt
Organism: Odocoileus virginianus texanus
Lineage: Eukaryota; Metazoa; Chordata; Mammalia; Artiodactyla; Cervidae
Source: RefSeq, a predicted model, not a curated record
CAGUCCAUAGGGUCACAAAGAGUCCAAUAUCACUGAAGUGACGUAGCACAGCAUAGCAUGGUAAUUCUAUUCCUAAGAUUUUUUUUUUUCUUUAUUUAACACAGGAAAGUCUCCUUUCUUGCUCAAUAUCUGCAGUGACUUAUUACCAAACUUACAUCCUUGCCGCUGCCCCUCUUCCUAGUGGAAACAGCAGCCUCAUACAGGUUUUAGCAACAUCAGGCCCCCUUUGUGUGACCUCGGACUUUCAAGCCCAGGGGGAAGACUUGGCUGCUUUUCUGUCACAGACUCACCCAUGAACACCCAUAUACACUACAAAUUCACAAAGGAUGGAUGUACACACCUGAUGCACAGAGGCAUCCGUACUACUCUUUGGGCAGCCCCAGUAGAAAAAGAGAUGAGAAUGUUGUAAAAUAACUUGAAAGUUUUAGAAAGAUUUUGUUUUAGUGACUUUCUUCUAACCAAAACAUUUCCCUUUUGGGGAGGAGGGUGGCAGAGGGAAAGUGGCUGGUGAAGGCCAGCCCAUCAGGGAAGCCAGCCCUCUCAGGGGGCUGCAGGGGUGUCCAGCGUCAGCGCCUCUUGCUCGUGAUGAGCCCCCAGGACCCCCCUCCUGACAUCCUGCCUGCAUGCAGGGUGACUCUCCUGGCCUGCUCAAAGCCUGGCGGCAUGGCAGGUGUGCCCGUCGUAUGGAUCUCCCUACAGCGGCCGCAGCACUGGGGCUGUCCUCUCCAGACCAUACACCCACAUUCUGCUGGUUGGCCUGGACACUGCAGUGGCCUCACUCAGUGAUGCUUGAUGUCACGGGGCUCACACCCAGAGUUAAAUCCCGGAGGGAAAGACCCCUGUUCUCAUGUGCCAGACCCCCUUCCAUGCCUGCAUGAGCCAGGCCGUCAUCACCCGGAGGGCAGUGCAUGUGGAGGCUUGAUAGACACUCAGCAGAAACAGCACAGGGAGAUUGAGCCCCCUGAAAACGUCAUUAAAAUUAAAUUAGUCGUUUAUGCUAAGUGAAGGAAGUCAAGACUGGAAAACCAAAUGCUCUGUGAUUUCACUUGUAUGUAGAAUCUAAAAAACAAAUGAACAAGCAUAGCAUAACAGAAACAGAGUCAUAGAUAUAGAGAACAGACAGAGGCAGGGGUGCAGUGGGGUGAGGGAGAACCAAGAGGUACAAACUUGCAGCUGCAAAAUAAAUGAGUCACACGUAUCAGAUGUACAGUGCAGGGAAUACAGUCAAUAACUAACAUCUUUGUAGGGUGACUGAGCGUAACCAGAUUUAUCCUGGUGGUCAUUUUGAAAUGUAUGGAAGCAAAUCACUGUGUUGUAUACUAGGAACUAACAAGGUUGUAGGUCAAUCACACUUCAAAAAAACAAACAAAUAUAUAAAUAAACUCAUAGUAAAAGAGAUCAGGUUCAUGGUUACUAGAGACGGGGAGUAGGGAAGGGAGUUUGAGGAAUACCAUCAAAAGGUACAGACUUCCAUUAUAGGGUAGAUAAUUGAUAGGGAUGAUAAAGAUACCAUAAUAAACAUAAUUUAUAACAGCUUAUAAAUUUUAUUUAAAAAAUGCAAUUUAUAGAGACAACGUAAGUGUAAUUAAUACCAUAUGUUAUAUUUGAAAGGUGUUAAGAAGGAAAAUCCUGAGAGUUCUCAUCACACACACAAAGGUUUUUUCCUGUUUCUUUAAUUUUGUUACCUGUAGGAAAUGAUGGAUGUUCCCUAAAAUUAUUGUCAUCAUUUCAUGAUGUGAGUCAAAUUACUAUAUUCUACACCUUAAACUUACACAGUGCUAUAUGUCAGUUAUAUCUCAGUAAAACUGGAAAGAAGGGAAAGAAGGAAGAGAGAGAAAGGAAGGAAGGGAGGAAGAAAGAAACAAAGAAUGAAUGAAUCGUGGAGAUCCUGAAGUUCUGGGUCCGCGGAACUUGGGACUCUGGCUUUCAGCAGGGACCCCCGGUGAUGCUGCUACAGAUGGUGAGAAGAGUCCUGGACUGGUUCAGGCACUGCCCCUUCCGGGCCUGGUGACCCUGGACACCCCUCUGAGCCUCGUCUCUGAGGUUGGAUAAUAGCGAGACUCACUGUGUAAUGAGGUUAUGGGCGUCAUGGUGACAACAAAGACUUAUGUAGUGCUUAUGGUGUGCCAGGCACUGCUGUUUUACAGCUGGAGAAACUGAGGCACAGCGAGAUUAAAUACCACACCUAGUAAGUGGCAGAAAUGAGCUUCAAACCUAGGCAGUCUGGCUCCUGAGUCUAUGCACCUAACAUCUAAGGCCAGGGGUUCUCAAAGUGUGUUCAGGGGAUCUCUGAGAACCCUGUCAGGCUGUCCAUGAGGUCAGAGUGAUUUUCGUAACCUAGGGCAUUUUUUUCCUUUUUCCUUUUUUUCUCGAAUGAGUACACAGGGAAGUUUUCAGAGGGUUCACGACACAACAUCCUUCUGACGGAAAGAUGGAAACGCUAAAAGACAAGACCCUGGAGGAGCUGGAGGAGAUGCAGAACGACCCGGAGGCCAUCGACCGACUGGCCCAGGACUCCCCGGAGGUCCAGGAUCUGCAGCUGGAGCGGGAGAUGGCGCUGGCCACCAACCGGAGCCUGGCCGAGCGGAACCUGGAGUUCCAGGGUCCGCUGGAGAUCAGCCGCUCAAACCUCUCGGACAAGUACCAGGAGCUCCGGAAGCUGGUGGAGCGGUGCCAGGAGCAGAAGGCGAAGCUGGAGAAGUUCUCCUCAGCACUGCAGCUAGGGACCUUGUUGGACCUUCUGCAGAUUGAAAGCAUGAAGAUUGAAGAAGAGUCCGAGGCCAUGGCUGAGAAGUUCCUGGAGGGUGAGGUGCCCCUGGACACGUUCCUGGAGAAUUUCUCCUCCAUGAGAACACUGUCACAUCUGCGCCGGGUUCGCGUGGAGAAGCUCCAGGAUGUGAUGAGAAAGCCCAGGGCCUCCCUGGAGCCAGCCGGGGACAUCCCGCCUCCCCGCCCACCCCCGCCACUGCGCCCCGAC